GGCGGGCGGCGGCAGGAGCGGCAGGAGGAGGAGGCGCCGCGGCGGUUUGGUACCGAGCGGAGAGGGAGAUGCACACGGCACUCGAGUGAGGAAACAGAAAUGAAGGUACACGUGCACACAAAAUUUUGCAUCAUUUGUUUGCUGACAUUUAUCUUUCAUCAGUGCAAUCAUUGCCAUGUAGAUGGACAUGACCAAGGACCACGUGUACACUGCCAUAGUGACUAUCAGAUCUCAAACGAAUCCUACUUGCAGAAUGGAGGAACAGAAUCUAUGCCAAGUAAAUUUUCAACGUUGGAAGCUGAAAAUGAACAAAAAUACUACAUUGAAAAGAUUUUUGAUCGUUAUGGGGAAAAUGGAAGACUAUCCUUUUUUGGCCUGGAAAAACUGUUAAUAAGCCUUGGUUUAGGAGAGGUAAAAGUAGUGAUGAUAAAUCAUGAUGAUAUUGGCCAUGACCAUGUUUCUCACUUAUAUGCUUUAGAGGUUCAGGAAGGAAAGCAUUCUCACUCUCAUAACCAUCCUCACAGCCACUCAGAUUCAGAAAACCAAACCACGGUUGGUAUGGCUGCAAGGAGAAGUCAUAAAUGUGACCCUGAGAGAGAGACAGCAGUACCAUCAGUGAAAGAUGAUGGCAGACACAGUCAUGACCAGGGUCACCAUCACCGUCGUCAUCCUCGUCUACAUCAUCAUGACCAUAAUGGUACACAUCACUCUCGUAAUGAUUCGGUUAGUCAUAGUGAACAUGGAGAACAAAACCAUGAACCUUCAACAGAGACAAACACAACUCAGGAUCAGCCAGAAAGGAAACAACGGAAACAGAAGAAGAAGCAAAAGAAGAUCAGUGAGACUUCAGGAGAUGCUACACGGGAUUAUGCCCCAGAUCAUGAUCCAAGUGAUCAGUAUGAGCACAAUCGUGUUCAUAAACAUGAUGCGUCUCACUUGCAUGGACACCAUCAUGAACACAGUAGUGAUCAUUCUACUGGUCAUGGACAUCAAGAUUCCAGUUUAGGUAAUGCAAAUGGACACCACCACACCAGCAAGCGGGAGGCAUCUCAUAACCAGAUUAGUGUAAGAAAACAUGCUAUUUUUUCAACGCGUAGUCAUAAGGAUCAUAAUGAAGAUGAACGUGAGCGUGAAGAGUGCUUAAAUGUUACCCAGCUGCUACGGUACUAUGGUCUGGAAACCAGCUCUCCAAUAUCUCCUGAAUUGUUUAUACACUUGUGUCCUGCUUUGCUGUACCAGAUUGAGAGAAGGCUUUGCAUUGUGCAUUACGACGAGCUGGAAGAUUUUAUGAGAAGUAGAAAUGCAUCAGUUGAGAAUAACGAUAAAACAGGUGCAUCAGCCUGGUUUUGUGGUAUCAUCUCUAUCACCGUCAUUAGCCUGCUUUCCUUGCUAGGUGUGAUCUUGAUUCCCAUCAUUAACCAAUGGUGCUUCAAAUUUCUUCUAACUUUCUUGGUAGCUCUGGCUGUAGGAACAAUGAGUGGAGACGCACUGCUCCACCUGUUGCCACAUUCACAUGGAGGCCACAACCACAGUCACCACCAUGGCCAAGGUCAUGUUCAUGAACACAAGCGGUCUCACCGACAUGCCCACGGACAUGGAGUAGGGACUGAAGGGUUUCUAGAAGAAAAUGAUCCUGUGCUAAAAGGACUUGUGGCACUUGGAGGCAUUUAUGUUUUGUUUAUCAUUGAACAUUGUAUAAGAAUGUACAAGCAUUACAAUAAACAAAAGAGUAAGCAGAAAUGGUGCAAAAAAAAACAGACUGAAGAAUCAGCAAUUGGAAGGAAACUUUCUGAUCACAAAUUAAAUAAUAGACCAGAUGCAGACUGGCUUCAGCUCAAACCCCUUGCAGGAGCAGAUGACUCGGUUCUCUCUGAAGAUCGACUCAAUGAAACUGAACUAACUGAUUUAGAUGGACAACUGGAAUCCCCUCCCAAAAACUUCUUGACUGUAGAGGAGAACAUCAAUAUGCACCAUUCUCACAAUGAUGUCUCACAUGCUGCUCAAGGGCAUGAUCUUCAUGAUUCAGAGUAUGACAGCCAUGGCGAAGAUAAAAUGAUAGCUAGAAAACACAGUCACCACUGGCAUCACAAACAUUCCCAUCAUUCCCAUGGCCACUGUAAUUCUGGAAAAGACCUGAAAGAUACUGGGAUAGCUAAUAUUGCUUGGAUGGUAAUUAUGGGAGAUGGCAUUCACAACUUCAGUGAUGGCUUAGCAAUCGGAGCAGCUUUUAGUGCUGGACUGACAGGAGGAAUUAGUACAUCUAUAGCAGUAUUUUGUCAUGAGCUUCCCCAUGAAUUAGGUGACUUUGCUGUGCUUCUUAAAGCAGGGAUGACAGUAAAGCAAGCUAUUGUGUACAACGUCCUGUCUGCCAUGAUGGCGUACGUGGGGAUGCUGAUAGGCACAGCGGUGGGACAGUAUGCUAAUAACAUCACCUUGUGGAUCUUUGCCAUCACUGCAGGCAUGUUCCUCUAUGUGGCGUUGGUUGACAUGCUUCCAGAAAUGCUUCAUGGAGAUGGAGAUAAUGAAGAGCAUGGUUAUUGUCCCGUGGGGCAGUUCAUUCUUCAGAACCUAGGCCUGCUUCUUGGCUUUGCCAUCAUGCUGGUGAUUGCCCUCUAUGAAGAUAAAAUUGUGCUUGACAUCCAGUUUUGACUUAAUUCUGGUAAUCACUGUGGUUACAAUAAUGUUACUGUAUGGCUUUGAGUCUGCACUGUUUCACUGUAUGCACAUUGCUCAGAGGAAAAGCAGUGGCUUGCACUACUUACACAAGUACAGUAUAUUCAUUUCUGUUCCAAUUAACUUCUGCUUUUUUUUCUAAUUUAAAUCAGAUGACAUUACCCAGUGCAUCUUCUAAAGUCACGUAACUGACAGUUAGGAAAUACCAAAUACGAGAAAUCAAUGCCAAGGUCAGUCUUCUAUACAGGAAGCACUGCUUGCUUAAGAAAGAGAAAUACAGCAAAUGAUCUGCUUAUUUGGGAAAAUACUGUUUAAUUAGUAUUUUUAACAGAACCCAGAAAAUGUUACAACUGAAACUUAUACCUCUGCAAGGAGCCUGAGUAAGCUUUUAUAACAACCUAAGUCUUAAGUAGCAUGUAUAUAUAUCUAUAUAUAUGUACAGGUAUAUACUAGGAGAGGUAUAUAGAUAUAUAUAGAUAUGCAUGCAUAUAUAUAUAUAUAUAUGUGUGUGUGUGUGUAUAUAUAUAUAUAUAUAUUUAUUCAUUCUGUGCUGACUCUUCUGCAUAGUGGUGACUUUAAGUAUUAAAUGUUACAAUUGCACCUGACUGGAAACCACUCUGCUGGUUUAAAUUUUAAAAAAGAAACCCAAAACAUAAAUAAUGUUUAAAUACUUAGAGGGUGCUUUAAGCUGCACUCUGAACUUCCCAUGUGAGAAGGGCAGGUUGUUGCAACACACACUGCAAAGUGCCAUGUUCUGUCAAGGAUCAGUUUGACAGUGUUCUCCUGACCAGGAUUUAUUUGAUAUUUGUUCCUUGAUAUAAGUAGGAAAAAUGCAAAAUGCAGUAGAAAAGUAGUGUAAACUUGGGGAAAUCCCUGAUGUCGGAGUUAUUGAGCUAUUUCUGGUUCUUUUUUAUAGAUGCUAAACAUGUAUUGCGUGCCACUUGCAGCAUAAACUACUGAAGAAUUGUGGCUGUGAAUUUGUGCAAACUCUUAACAGGCAAUCCAUAUGGGAAUUCCUCCAUUUUUAAACAAAUAUUUGGGAAUGUUUUCUCUUCUUCGUGUUAAAACAAUCCAAAGUGCAAGAUGCUGGUUAUUGAACCUGGGCACAAAGGUUAAAUUAUGCUCUGUGUAUGUAGUACUAGUAGGUUAUUUACAAGACAGUUAGAUCAAAAUCUGUUCCUACAAUGCCUUGAUACCAGACAUUGUAGCACCAGCCAUUUCUGGCAGUAGAGUAUGUAAGCAGACUUCUACUUCCAGCAUAAAGGAGUUCAUUUCUAUGAUAUUUUUUUACGAUUUUGGUAUUUAAAUUAGAUUAUUAAAAAGCAGAUCUGAUAGAUCCAUGGUAUGUGUAAUUUGGAAGGAUAGACUGAAAAUUUGGGCCUUAACUUGCUGGAAUCAGCUGUCCUAGAUGGGACUGUGCUGAUACACUUGUAUUGCCAGACAUGAGUUAGCUCUUCUUGUACCCAUCUCCUUAAAAAAGUUGUGAGUUUGUGGGGAGUGCAAGUUGGUCUGUAGUACCACUCCUAAGCAUGGUAGUAGCCUUCUUUAAAACAUACAGUUCGUCUUCUUUUAUGUGUAUGCCAGGUAAAAGCUGUAUUUUGACUCUGUGCCGUAGGAUUUGUUUGGGUCUGCUUGGUGCCAGUGUAGCUGCUAAAAACACUGAUCCUAACGCCUUUAAUGCGAGCCAGUUGGUAUUUGCAUUCCAUUUCAAGUUAAUGUGUGUGUCCUGUGGCCCCUUCCUUUUUGAAGCUUUGUUGGCCAAUUUCAUUUUCCUGGUUGGCUGUUGCCAGUAUUUCUUCCUAGCGCAGAACGAAGACACAGUAUUAAGGGUCCAUUUCAAAGGGCGCCGUUUCUUCAGUGAAGAAGCCAAAAGCCCAGAGUUCAGGCAUGUGGCCAUUGGAUGCUCUGAACUCAGGUUUUCUUUUUUCUUCUUAAAACACGUUUACUGUGGCUGGGACCCUAAUUAGCCAACACACUUGUUGUUAGCUUCUGAUUACUGAAUUUCUGCAGUGUGAAGAUCCUGCGUUGUGUUUUUUCCCAGUGCCCAUGUUAGGUCACUGAGUACCAUUUUCAAAGAGACUUAACUCACUGGAUGCUUUCUGAGGAUCUAAGUUUAAAUAACCUACGUUUCUUACAUAUUAAACUGACCCUUAACGUUCCUUUUCUGUUAAUUCUGUUGCGAAUAUGGGGGUCCUUAUGUGGUUGGACUGAUAUUUUGUCAAGUCAUUUUUAAAAACUGAUUUAUUUUUAUUCUUUUCAAAGGAAGAUUUCUGUAUUUCGGGUAGUAUAUUUACUUUUGUAUUAGUUGGAAUAUGGUUAUAGUUAAAUACACUGCCUCUAUAGGGAAACAGUUAACCUCCUUCCAAGACCAUCUUCAGACAAGGGAAAAACAUGGUCCUUGAAGGUAGGUACUGUAUUUUUCAUUAAAUGUGGGUUGUUUCCUUUUAUUUUUUAGUAUUUAUUACAAGUUAUGAAGGGCAGUGUAACAGUGGUGACUUUCUCUGUUAUGUUUCCACUAGUAUUGAAUUCCAGAUGAUUCUAAUGUACACUUUUGAGUCCUGUUACAGACAAUCUGAAUUCCACUACAUUUCUACUUAGCUUCAACAUUCCAUUCUGCUUGAAUCCAGAGUCUCAUUUAUCGUGUAUUUGUUGGAGGGCAUAAAUGUUACUUGUAUAUUACAAUGCUGUCACUGUGUGACAUCCCAUAUGAGUUUUGAUGUAGAUCACAUUGCACUCAAUCCGCUGUGAUUAUACGUAGAAAAUACUGUAGUUGCUAGAUGCAGUGUGAUUUUUUUGUUGUUUUGUUUUUCUUUCCCCUCCCAUUAACAGUUGAGUCUAUGGUUUAAAAUGUGAUUAGGGUCCUAUAAGAUAACUUGCUGAGCUAUUGUCUUUUUGUUAUAACUAAAUAAUUUUUUAAAAUUUUAUAAAGCUGGAAAUGAUCAAAUGCUGUUUUGUUCAUUGUCAACAGUGUUGUGUUCAUUUUAUCUAUGUUCCUUAUAAAUAAGGAGCCUUCAGAAAAUAAAAUUAUUCAAGGAGCAGA
This is a messenger RNA of Apus apus (common swift), 5713 nucleotides long. RefSeq names its product solute carrier family 39 member 10 (gene SLC39A10). Gene Ontology annotation, molecular function: zinc ion transmembrane transporter activity. Bases 100 to 2649 code for a protein of 849 amino acids. NCBI's taxonomy places the organism in Eukaryota, Metazoa, Chordata, Aves, Apodiformes, Apodidae. The transcript is spliced from 10 exons. Gene Ontology annotation, cellular component: membrane. The record is from RefSeq and is a predicted model, not a curated record. Gene Ontology annotation, biological process: positive regulation of B cell receptor signaling pathway; intracellular zinc ion homeostasis; zinc ion import across plasma membrane.